Megalops cyprinoides (Indo-Pacific tarpon) is the source of this 1654-nucleotide messenger RNA. RefSeq names its product solute carrier family 35 member E1 (gene slc35e1). The coding region runs from base 26 to 1171 and encodes 381 amino acids. The record is from RefSeq and is a predicted model, not a curated record. Lineage: Eukaryota; Metazoa; Chordata; Actinopteri; Elopiformes; Megalopidae. Gene Ontology annotation, cellular component: Golgi apparatus. Gene Ontology annotation, molecular function: antiporter activity. The transcript is spliced from 6 exons.
GCGACCGGUGGCACUGAAUUGGAAGAUGGCUGCGGUGGAACGUCCGCCAGUAAAGGAAGGAGUCCGGAUCGCACUCCUCUGUCUCUGCUGGUACACGGUCAGCUCCGGGGGCAACGUUGUAAACAAAAUUAUUUUAAAUGGAUUCCCUCGUCCUGUCACCGUUUCGCUCUUUCACAUUUUCUCCAUCGUCCUCUUCCUCCCUCCGUUGCUGCGGGCAUGGGGAGUCCCCAAAACUGAACUGUCUAGCAGAUACUACCGAUGGUAUAUUCUGCCUUUAGCUUUUGGAAAAUACUUUGCGUCUGUGUCCGCUCACUUCAGUAUAUGGAAGGUUCCAGUUUCCUACGCUCACACAGUCAAGGCCACAAUGCCAAUAUGGGUUGUCUUACUCUCACGAAUCAUCAUGAAGGAGAAGCAGACAACAAAGGUGUAUGUGUCUCUCAUCCCCAUUAUCGGGGGUGUGCUUCUGGCCACAGUGACUGAGUUGUCCUUUGAUUUGUCUGGACUGGUUAGUGCCCUAGCUGCCACCUUGUGCUUCUCUUUGCAAAAUAUAUUCUCCAAAAAGGUGCUGCGGGACUCACGGAUACACCACCUGCGGCUCCUCAACGUUCUCGGCUUCAAUGCCAUGCUGUUCAUGGUGCCCACCUGGGUGCUGGUCGACUUGUCUGCAUUCCUGGUGGAUGGGGAUUUGGCUGAUGUGUCCAACUGGUCUGGAACGUUGUUGCUCCUCGUGGUGAGCGGUUUCUGCAACUUUGCCCAGAACAUGAUUGCCUUCAGUGUGCUGAACCUGGUCAGCCCCCUCAGUUAUGCUGUGGCCAACGCUACCAAGAGGAUCAUGGUCAUCAGCAUUUCCCUUCUGAUGCUGCGCAACCCUGUGACUUCCACCAACCUGCUGGGCAUGCUGACGGCCAUUCUAGGAGUCUUCUGCUACAAUAAGGCUAAGUUUGAUGCUAACCAGGCAGCCAAAAAGAAGUUGCUGCCAUCGUCCAAGCAGGACUUGAUGUCCUUCGACCAUGUAAGCAUAGGGCUGGAGAAGACGCAGCCCAACGGUACAGUGCCUUUCACCCAGGGUUCGGAUAUUCAGUACGGACGGAGCAACGUGCUCACCGACCACUUCCAGUACAGCCGACAGGCCUACACGAUGGGCUACGGAUCCAACCAUUAUGACGUCUAGGCUGGGACCUGUACUGGGCCAUUGCUACAGUUAAAUGACUUAUAAACAAUACAUGUGUGAAUUGUCUCCAGUGCUGUCGAAGCCUCCUGCGACAGAAACGGGGAAAGCUGUGCUUCUGAGGCAGCGAAAGGAAUGGAAGUACACAGAUGUGAGAAAGGCAGUAUGUCUUGACAAGCCCCCUAACAGUCCUCUCAGACUCUUUAAGAAAAAAUUUAAAUUUAAGAAAAAAGCAUUUGCUUUUUGAUGCGAAGAAUGUUUCUGUGCUGAAAAAAGAAUGUUUCAGCGGUGAGGUUACUAACUAAUCUGUAUCACUGCAGUGUUUUAACACCAUAGUUUCCAGUUCAACUGAAAGACAUAUUUGUUUAUUUGUUGCAAGAUGUAAAUUGAGAUUAAUGCUCCUACUUGUAACUGUCACCUUGGGUUUGCAGAUGUUUUUCAUUUCUUUCUUUUAUUCAGUAGUUUAUUGAUAUCAUGGAAAUCUAC